AAUUUUUCUUGGCCAGGAGAAAAUGGAACAUUUCAAGAUUUUGGGUCUGUAAACUACACUAUGCCCUCAGGUAAAUAAAUGAUUAAAAUGUGUUACAAUUUUAAUACUAGCCUUUUUCCAGCGACUACACAAGCACUAAAUAUAUUUUAAAACUGCAAAACCUACUAACCGGCAUAUUUUGAAAUUAUUUUAAAAUGUCCGUGGUAUUGGCCUUGGUGUCCACUAUGGAAAAUUUCGCAACAUCCACUCUUUCAACUCUCAAAUAUUUUAUUUGUGGCCUCUUACUGUGCGCCGAGUACGAAAAAAGGCCAGCUUUGGAUGCACACAAUAUUGAUAUUUGGUUUCAUGCUGUACUCGAUAUGGGCGUGGCACGUGAUUUGUUCCCCUGACGCCUUUUCGUGGAACUUCGGUUUUGUGUUCCUGAACCUGGCGCAAGUGGUGUACCUGGUGUACGAGAUGCGCCCCGUCAAGUUCGACCCGGAGCUGGAAGAAGUGUACCAUACUUUGUUCGAGCCUUUCAAGGUGUCUAGACUACAGUUCAAGAGGAUGGUGUCGCCGGAUUUCGCGCACGUGAUGUCUCUCCACGCCGGCGAGGCGUACGCGAUGCAAAACCUCACCAAGACCGAUCGUCUGGGAUUACUGCUUUCUGGGAAGGUAAACGUAAUGAGUGGACAUCAGUUUCUACACCCCAUUUUGCCAUGCGAAUUUUUGGACUCUCCCGAGUUUGAAUCAAGCAGAGCCACUAUUGAUGAGAAGUUCAAGGUAUCAAUCGUAGCCGCUUCAUCAUGCCGCUACGUAUACUGGCAGCGUAGCUCCCUCGAAUAUCUGUUCGUGAAAGAGCCGUACCUAGCCUGUGUGGUGACCACACUGAUAGCUCGCGACAUAACCACGAAGUUAUACGCGAUGAACAACAAAAUAGUCACCGAGAGAGGGUCACACUUGGAUAUACGGUUGCCUAGUAUCUCCCAUGCGUUGGCCCGCAGCCCUAGGAGACUGAGGUCCGCCUGCAAGCCGCCCCCUCCGACCACGGUGCAACCGGUCCCACCCGAGAAACGACCCAAUUGCUGGACGCGAGAAGCUGACAGCCUGAUGAGUGCGGUCAAGAGGAACGGAGUGACUGCUUCCUCAUACGCGGGGGGUGACGAGGAGUUGAUGCCGCUAGCAGCCAACGAGGCGCCCGCCGCCUCGUCAGACGACCUGUCAGUGGCUGACAGCUGCCCCGAUACCUCGUCGAAGUACCACAGCUGUGAAGCCGUGGAAACUGACGAUGAAUUGAGGCAUUAAAUAUUUCUUCCAUUAUGUGCUUUAUAACUCUAUGAUUUCUUUUUAAUUUUUAAUACCCACAAUAAAGGUCUAGGUCUGCAACCUGAUGGAAAGUGAUGAUCAGGCCGAAGGCGGUUGCGAACCUCACCCAGACUCCUCAAGGAACUUUCAAUUGACAACAAUUACUAAAAUAAGCUGUUUAGUAAAACAUGUGUACUACGCCUACCCAAAAUAACUACCAAUUGAAGAAAACGCGAAAAGUUCUCAGAUUAAUUAAUAAAGGACCGAAAACGUGUGGUAGGCAUAGUCCUUCAGACUUGUUGAACUGACGAUCUGGAGAAGAUAGUGGGAAGCGCCAAACUGACUGCUACUCCUGAACAUAAAGCCUCCUGGAAAACUCAUUUGUAAUUAUUGUAGGUAUUUCAAUCCAUUUUUUUAUAUUUGAAAAAAUGCUACUCAAUAAAAUAAGUCCUAAAGCAUUAUUACCUAUGCCGACACGUUAUUUAAAAAAAUAUUAUGUCUUACUUAAUUGCUUCCUCCUUACAUACAAGUAUUACCACAGAAUAAAUUAAGUACUGUAUAGGUACUUACUUUAAGUUGUUGUUUUUAAUUAAAAUAAGAAAUUGUAGAUAAUCUUCAUAUUAUAUUAUUAAUAUUAUUGUAAGUGAUCUACUUUAUGUCGUUCAUUUGUUUUUGGGACAAAUAUAACUACAAUCUCAAGCAUCGACAGGGCGUAUGACGAGGCAUGACUUGCGUUACAUCUCUCAAUGUAAGUUAUUAUUCCUUGGUAUCAAGCUUCACGGCUUGCCAUCAAUCAUUUAUUUAUAAUAGAAUAUUUUUCUGAAAGUUUGUAUGAUUGCAAGUGGUUUUCGUUGCCCCUGAAACUUUGGAAUGUAGAGUUAUUGUAGUUAAGUAUAUGUUGUUGACUGAUAUCGAAGAAUCAAUCAUAGUUAUUUUGUUUGUUCUAAUUAACU
This is a messenger RNA of Ostrinia furnacalis (Asian corn borer), 2237 nucleotides long. RefSeq names its product popeye domain-containing protein 3. Gene Ontology annotation, cellular component: sarcolemma. The transcript is spliced from 8 exons. The record is from RefSeq and is a predicted model, not a curated record. Gene Ontology annotation, biological process: striated muscle cell differentiation; heart development; regulation of membrane potential. Gene Ontology annotation, molecular function: cAMP binding. Lineage: Eukaryota; Metazoa; Arthropoda; Insecta; Lepidoptera; Crambidae. Bases 319 to 1284 code for a protein of 321 amino acids.